AUGAGCGCAAGCGCGUCUGGCACGACACAUCAUAGCGCAAGACCUAUACCGAACGGAUCCCCGCGCUUUCUGGUCGCGUGGCAUAUGCACGCAUCCUUGAGGCCGUUGUGGCAGCCGUCUGAGAGACGUGCUGCGGACAAGAACAAGCACGAGAGCCAGGCGAUCGCGGACGGGCUUGCACGUCGAAACGUACGGAUACGGCAUGGUCCUCGCCCUGCGAACCCGAUCGAGCAGACGAAACUGCAAGGAGAGCGUGGGCCGUGGAGCUAA
Messenger RNA from Punctularia strigosozonata HHB-11173 SS5, 270 nucleotides. RefSeq lists its product as uncharacterized. Bases 1 to 270 code for a protein of 89 amino acids. The record is from RefSeq and is a predicted model, not a curated record. NCBI's taxonomy places the organism in Eukaryota, Fungi, Basidiomycota, Agaricomycetes, Corticiales, Punctulariaceae. The transcript is spliced from 2 exons.